AUGAAUAUCGAGGAUAUCGUGCCAGAAUUGUUUGGCGAGAAGCGAGUGUAUUACUGCCAACGCUGUCUAAAUCAUGGACUUCAUGUGAAACGUAAGAAUCACAAGCAGAAUUGCGCAUAUAGCAUGUGUCAAUGUUCCGAUUGCAUCAUGGUGGAGCGCAGGCGAGAGUUAAACAGCCGCCUCGUACAGAUUGAAGGUGAACCUGGCCAUCAAAACUCCUCAGAGUCGCCGUGCGGAGUCGAGGAUACUACCGGAAAGGUUAAAGAACGUCGUCCAAACUGUCAACGAUGUGCGCAGCAUAACGUCGUCAAUCGACUGAAGGGACACAAAAGAGCAUGUCCAUUCAAAGAGUGUUUCUGCCCAAAAUGUCAGGUGGUUGUUGAGCGACAGAAAUUGAUGGCUGAUCAAAUUAAAUUACGACGACGGCAGAAGCGCGAGAAGAGCAACACACUUGAAAGACCUCGAACUCCUUCCAGCACUACACCGGAGGUAUGCUUGAAAUGCACGCAACAGGCCAUUGGUUACCAACACCUGAUGUCGAUUCUCGAUCCAACCAACGUCUCUGAGACUUUCCUGAACCUCUCCGCAGUUCUAACCCCGAUUAAUGUGUCAUCCAUGAAAGGACCUACCAACGAGAGCUUCUCACGUGUAAUUUGUUGA
Messenger RNA from Haemonchus placei, 660 nucleotides. The record is from the annotation of a GenBank genome assembly. NCBI's taxonomy places the organism in Eukaryota, Metazoa, Nematoda, Chromadorea, Rhabditida, Trichostrongylidae.